Brachypodium distachyon (stiff brome) is the source of this 1474-nucleotide messenger RNA. Its product is annotated as kynurenine formamidase. Bases 166 to 1020 code for a protein of 284 amino acids. The record is from RefSeq and is a predicted model, not a curated record. NCBI's taxonomy places the organism in Eukaryota, Viridiplantae, Streptophyta, Magnoliopsida, Poales, Poaceae. Gene Ontology annotation, molecular function: arylformamidase activity. The transcript has 6 exons.
CACACAAGAAGUUGCGUGGUCUGCAGAGAUUGAAAGUUGCACCGUCCAUCUUCCACAAGCAGCCACCCAAGGCGAAACCAUAAUUUCUAGCAACCAUCAGUGACAGUCCGCAGAAUCCACAGACCCUAGAGCAAGAGCGCUCAGCACGGCAAGCCGGCAACGACCAUGGCGGCGGCUGCUCUCUCCCUCUUCCUCCUCUUCCAGCUCCUCCUCCUCCCCGCGCGCCACGCUCUCGCCACGACGACCGCCGGCGACGCGCACCCGGGCUACGCGGGCGCGGAGGCCGAAACCUGCGGGCCGGAGCCCGGAAACGGCGGCCCCAUGGGCCGGCGGCGUCACGGCCCGGCGCUGGAGGAGUACGGCGGCGGGCGCAUCGUGGACAUCACGCACCCUUACCGGGCCGACCUGCCGGCGUUUGCCACGGGCGCGACGAUCGGCCCGCUGGUGCGGCUCAAGGACUCCAUGCUGAACGGGUCCGAGUACAACUUGUCGGAGCUCCGGAUGGAGUGCCACCUGGGCACCCACGUCGACGCGCCGGGCCACAUGAACCAGGCCCACUUCGCCGCCGGCCUCGACGUCGACACGCUGGACCUCGCCACCCUCAACGGUCCUGCGUUGCUGGUUGAUGUUCAGAGACACACGAAUAUAACAGCUGAAGCAAUGGAAUCCCUUAAUAUACCGAAAGGCGUUCGCCGCGUUCUCUUCAGGACAUUGAACACAGACAAGGGGCUCAUGUGGAAGGCAGGAGGUGAUAUGAGUUUUGUUGGAUUUACAAAGGAUGGUGCGGAUUGGUUAGUUGACAACACCGACAUCAAGCUUGUCGGGCUUGAUUAUCUAUCCGUUGCGUCAUUUGAGCACUCAGUCCCUGCCCAUGUGGUCUUUUUCAAAAAUGCGGAUAUCAUCCUAGUGGAGGCUCUGAAACUAGACAACAUCAAGGCUGGAUUAUACAUGCUGCACUGCUUACCUCUAAGACUGGUUGGAUCUGAGGGUUCACCAGUCAGGUGCAUCCUUAUCAAGUGAUCACUUCCCUGAUGCUCUUUCCGAAGCCUGCGGAUGCAUGGUGCCCACUGAUGCUAUAUCCUGGCUAAUGUCCUGAUCCAGUCCAUAUCAGUAACAAUAAAAUGCCGUGUGUCAUCAUGUAUAUAUAUACUUAUACUAUCACCCAGAUAUUUUCAAUCGGCGACCAAAAUGUAGCUAGAAUUAUUACAGAUAAGUCACUGGUGCAAGGCAAACUUACAGUAGUCAUGGCACUCUGCUCGGUCUGCUGUUACCCUUGUAAUCCCACACUGAACCACAUGACUACAUGAGUCAGAAAUUUUCAAGUAGCUUUUGCUUUCACCUUGAAAGUUUCAAGCUAUUUAUGCAAUAUUUCAACUCUCCUGUUAUGAAGCCGGCUAGUACUAUUCUCAGUACUGCUACUUUGAACUCUUUGUAAUGCUCUGCUGUCAUGUAAUAUAAAAUGGGUUGCAUGCUC